Apis mellifera (honey bee) is the source of this 2968-nucleotide messenger RNA. Its product is annotated as pancreatic lipase-related protein 2-like. The record is from RefSeq and is marked validated. Gene Ontology annotation, biological process: lipid metabolic process. NCBI's taxonomy places the organism in Eukaryota, Metazoa, Arthropoda, Insecta, Hymenoptera, Apidae. Gene Ontology annotation, molecular function: triacylglycerol lipase activity.
CUCGAUCGGUGAACUCAUGUUUCUUAUAACUCCGAUUAUUUGACUGAAUUCUUAAACGAACGAAGUAUAUUUGAGAUUUAAUUAAUUAUAUUUUUAUCAAUGAAAUAUUUUAUAAACAUUGUAAUUUUUUGCAAGAUAUUCUGACAAUUCCAAAUGGUACACGAGCAAUUCGGAAAAUCAUUAAAAAACAGAUCGUGACAUAGAUGAACUCAUUUGGAUCAAGUUUGCUUAACAAGAUCAAGGCCACGUUCGUUAAAAAAUUAUCGAGAUAUCCAAUACAAAAUUUUUGUGAAAUGUUUGUGAAUCAAACAAUGCUGAUACUUGCGCAUACUGCGCAAAUAAUGGCCACAUUAUCUGCAAAGGCAAUUUCUGGCGUUCCUGAAAAUAAUAGUAUUCAGAUCAAUGUGACGACAACAACUUUGUCGCCAGAAGAAAAGGAAAAUGUAUUUGACUUCGAUGAUAAAUGGUAUAUGUGGCGAUGUUAUGAACCAUAUGGUUGCUUUUAUAUUGGUUCACCAUGGUCGGGAGAACAUAGACCAGUAUCAACAUUUCCAGAUCGUCCGGACUCUAUAAAUCCUCGUUAUUUACUUUAUAUUCGUGAAAUCAUAGAACAACCGCAAGAAUUGAAGAUAGAUAAAGACGAAACUAUUCAUGAUUCAGCUCUUAAAAAACAGAAUAAUCUUUAUCUUAUCGUUCAUGGAUUUCUUGAUAAUGGUGACAAAACGUGGGUUAUGAGAACUAUGAAAGAAUUACUAGAAAAAGAAGAUUGUAACGUGGUAAUAGUGAAUUGGAUUGCUGGUGCAGGUCCGCCAUACACUCAAGCCGUGGCCAAUACAAGAUUAAUCGGUGCAAUGACAGCUCGUUUAGUUUAUCAAUUGAUUGAAAUUGGAGGAAUAAAUCCUUUGAAAAUGCAUUGCAUUGGACAUAGUCUUGGUGCACAUACUUGUGGCUACAUUGGAUACACUUUGAGGAAAAGAUACAAAUAUAAUCUUGGAAGAAUUACUGGCCUUGAUCCUGCUGAACCGCAUUUCAGCAAUACGUCCACAAUGGUUCGACUUGAUCCAACGGAUGCCACUUUUGUUACGGCUAUUCACACCGAUUGCAAUCCUUUUAUCAACUUAGGACUCGGUAUUACUCAUCCUGUCGCUCAUAUCGAUUUUUUUCCAAAUGGAGGUCGCAAUCAGCCUGGUUGCAAUGAAGGUGUAUUGAAUUCUAUCACUUUAGAACGUGGAAGUUUCUUUCGAGGAAUAAAAAGAUUUGUUGGUUGCAAUCAUAUUCGCAGCUAUGAAUAUUUUAUAGAGAGUAUCAAUACAAAGUGUUCAUUUUUGGGAGUUCCCUGCUCAUCUUGGGAAAAGUUUCAAGAUGGAAAUUGUUUUGAUUGUGUGAAUCAAUAUUGCCCUAAACUUGGAUUGGAUGCUCAGCCAGGAAAUUAUCAUGCAUCCGUUUAUCUGAUGACAGGUUCGACUAAACCAUUUUGCAAAGACCAUUAUAAAAUCACCAUUAAUAUUUCGAAAACAAAUGAAAGUCUGAAUCACGGUGGUGAAGUUGGUACCUUUGCAGUCAAAAUAUUUGGUGAAGGCGGAAAAAAAACAGAAGAAAUGUUGCUUAGUUCUCAUUCAAAAUAUUAUGAACCAGGAAGCAUUCAUACUGUAGUAUUACCAGGCAAUGUGGUGGGUAAACCAGAAGCAGUUAAAAUUAUGUGGGAGUAUCAAGCUUCUUUUUUCAAUCCACUCACAUGGAGGCUCUUACACACACCUUGCGUAUAUAUUGAUUCAUUAAGAAUCGACAGUUUGGUGGCCGCUCAUGGCAUUACUGUGUGUCCAGAUAAAACGAAAACUUUGAUCGCCAACGAACCGAAGAUUUUAACAAUCGAAAACUGUCAAUUCGUUGAUCUAAACAUCUCCACAAAACUUCCAAAUUCAUAAAAUAAAACAUGACAUGUAUGUAACAUUAGAAUUAAAAUCAAAAUGAUAGUGUUAAAUGUGAUAUAGAUAAAUAUAUUGACAAAAAAAUAUAUUUUGAAAUAUUAACAAUCCUGAUGAUAUAACAGAUGAAAAAGUUAACAUAAAAUAUCAUAAUCAAGUUUACUACUUUACCACAUCCAUAUUACUAAUGUAAAAAUUUCAUUUUUAAAUAAUCUAAAUAAAAUAAUCUAUUUGGCUUGUUCAAUGGAAAUUAGUAUUAAGAUAUCAUUUAUUCAAUUAAUGAAUGAAUCAUGAAUGAUUAUUUUUAAUUAUUAAUUAUAGAAAAAAAUUCUAUUUUGAUUCUUUCAAUUUUAUAAUAAUUAUAUAGUAUUUUCAAUUUCAUUUGAAAGAUAUUAAUCGCUUUUUUGCAUUAUGUCAAAUUUAAAAGUUCAUUAUUUUAUUUGAAUAUGAAUAUAAUUAACAUUUAAAUGAAUAUUAUAAAUAAAAUAAUUAAAUGAUAAAAUAUUGUUCGUGAAUAACAAGAAAUUUAUUGGAAAAAUGUUUGAUUUCAAUAGACGUAAUAUUAAUGAAAAUAAUUAGAUAUGAUUGAAACUAAUACAUAUUCAAAUAAAAUCAUAUAUGUUCACUACAUCAUUAAACAAAAUGAUUCAUUUUACUGUUUUUGUAUCGUGACAAGAAUUCUUAUUAGUCACGAACAGUAUUUUAAUUUUAAUUAAAGUUUUUAAAACAUAAAAUGUAUUAAAAUUUCUUUUGAAUUUUGAUUCGAAAAAAAUUAUAUUGAAACAGUGGUGGACAUGAAAGAGAAAUUAUUGAAAAUAAUUAUAUGAAAUAUUUUUAAAUAAAUAAAAUAAUAAUUAAAAAUUUAUUUUAUGUAAUACUUGUAGAUUAUAUUUUAGUUAAUAAUUGAAAUAAUAUUUUGUAAUAUUUUGUAAUGAUUUAAGAUAUUAUUGUUUAAAAAUUGUAAUUUUUUUACAUAUUUAAUUUGCAUUAAUAAUUUGAGUAAUUAAAAAUGAAAAAUAAUUAAUUAAAAUAUGAAAUACGUG